This is a messenger RNA of Penicillium angulare, 312 nucleotides long. RefSeq lists its product as uncharacterized. The record is from RefSeq and is a predicted model, not a curated record. NCBI's taxonomy places the organism in Eukaryota, Fungi, Ascomycota, Eurotiomycetes, Eurotiales, Aspergillaceae. The transcript has a single exon. The coding region runs from base 1 to 312 and encodes 103 amino acids.
AUGGAAGCAGAAUCAAAAAAUGAUAUGCUGGCGCUUACUGAUAUUGUGCGCGAUAUUGGCCGCCAGCAGGGGGAAAACGUAUAUUACCGGACCUGCUACCGUCUCCUCAAAUAUCUACAGGACUCAGUGGUUCGGGCUGUGGAAGACUUGGAACGCAUCACCGCCCCACCUCUAAGCUGCCCUGAAGACUUUGUUGCCGCCCAGGAGGUAGCCAGCAGCCUCCGAAAACUAGCACAAAGCCUCAUAUUGCAAGAGCAGGCAGCACUCUCAGCAUUGGCUGAUCUGUAUUCUACCCACGAGUCUCAUCCAUGA